AGCUCACAUUCCAAGAUGCUCCACCUGCGCUGUGUCGUCGUCGGCAAGGGACACCCUUUCUCCGUCGCCAUCGCAUCCAACGCAAGUGUCCGUGAACUCAAGACCAAGGUCUUCGGGGAGAACCUCCAUAUGACGACCAGUGUCGCAGACGACCUACAGCUGUACCGUGUGGACGGCCUGGAGGAAGGUGACGACGGCCAGGUGUUGCACCACGGGAACUUCGUGGACAUGACACUAGCGUCCUUGAGUGGGUUUGGCGAUGACAAGACCAACAUGCCUGCAACCUCGUUCCUGUCGCGAUGGUUUAACACGGCAGACGUGGCGGUCUCUGCUCGACAGAUUCACGUUGUGGUGUCUUCUUUCGACGACUUGGGCGACCAGACGCGCUGGACGGAACUCAACGAUGUACUUCCACGUCGCAAGGCACUGCGACAUCGUGGUGUGGAUUCAGCAGCGAUCUCGGACGUAUCAUGGUCCGACGUCCGUGCCGUGUUUGACAAGUACACGAUCAAACAAGAGUUCCCGAGACAAGCCAUUCCAGCACAAGCCAUGGAUGCAUUGGACAUAUACCUCAAGAUGAUCGCCAUGUCAUUCGGCCCUAUAGAUGCCAGCAGUAGUGACGCGACGACGCGGAAGUACUUUAUCACUCCUAUUUUCCUCCACGUGGCGUCUGCUGCCGGCGCCAAUAUGGUGCUGGACGAAGAAGUCCGUGGAAUGCGGGUCCGAAUGCACGGACGACUCGACUUUGUGCUUGUUCGCGGCGUAACGAGGAUCUGCCUCGUCCAAACAACGGACGGCGACAUGACGCAAGCGAUGGCGGACGUUUUGCUGGCGUGCGAAGCCGUGGCCGAUGCGGAAGACGCGGCGGUGGUGUAUGGCAUUGCGACAGAUUGCUUGAGCUGGGUCUUUGUGAAGCGGGAACGGAGCCACAUCCUCACGGCGGAGAUGAGCGUCCAAGUAGGCGACGACCGCCACCUGCCACCCGAGUCAGUACAGCGAGUGGCCGAAACCAUCCACGCCAUGCUCAUGGUGAUGAAUUAGUAGUCUUGAUAACGUACUAGUUGGCCAAGUUAUGGUGCACUUGAUAGUGACCUGAA
Molecule: messenger RNA, 1097 nt
Organism: Aphanomyces astaci
Lineage: Eukaryota; Oomycota; Saprolegniomycetes; Saprolegniales; Verrucalvaceae
Exons: 1
Coding region: 16-1041 (341 amino acids)
Source: RefSeq, a predicted model, not a curated record